AUGCCGAUCGAGACGCCCUUCUCAAGCUGCGUGGCACUGGUCGUCAAGUCUGCGACCAAGUGGACCACAUUCUCGCCCACCAUGGCCUCCGCCUCCAACGCAUACUCGGGAGGAGACGCGUCUGUCGCCCAUAACACCGACAACAAACCGCCUCGUGACAACCUUUCCCGCAUCAAGGUCCUGGACGUCCCCGAUGGGCCGGUGCUGAUUGCCCUGAUGGAUAACAACUUCCCCCGUAUGCCCAACCUCGAAACUGCGCGAUACUACUCCGAGGCCAUGUACUCUCUCCACUACCUCGAUAUGGAUGAGUCUGUUUCCACUGGUGCCACGAAUCUCAUCGUCUUCGUCGACUGUACCAGAGAACAGGAAUGCAUCUGGUUCAAAAGUUGCCCCGAUGGAGAACAUCCUAUCUGGGUACCAAAGCAGACUCGUCGACUUGUUCUCAACCUUCGCUACAAUACCAAGGAGAUGUUGUUAUUCGACGCCGCCCUCUUCAUUGCCGAACGCCCGGAACUCCAGGAGAUCGUCUUUACUGUCACUACCACCUCUCUUUGGAGCCCUGCGAAGGCCAAAGACUUCGCCUGGCGCCUGUGUGACACAUUCUCGAGCGAUAUCCUUCGGCACUCGGUCGCGUGCACGAUUGUUGGCGUGCCAGACGUAAUCGGCACAGCUGACGACAACCCCGACGCUGCCAGGACUGCAAUCAAGAAUGCCAUCCGGACCAACCUCGAAAAGGAUAAAGGGUGGGGGAGGCGUCGUAUGAAGCGCGAAGGUCCACGUCUCGACAUCGAGGCAGCCAUGGCCAACGUGCACUUCUACACCCUCGAAGAGUACGCUUCCAUGAUCUCUCCCGAGCAGUUCAGGCUCGAAACGGUUCAGUGA
Molecule: messenger RNA, 882 nt
Organism: Apiotrichum porosum
Lineage: Eukaryota; Fungi; Basidiomycota; Tremellomycetes; Trichosporonales; Trichosporonaceae
Exons: 2
Coding region: 1-882 (293 amino acids)
Source: RefSeq, a predicted model, not a curated record